This is a messenger RNA of Meloidogyne enterolobii, 192 nucleotides long. Lineage: Eukaryota; Metazoa; Nematoda; Chromadorea; Rhabditida; Meloidogynidae. The record is from the annotation of a GenBank genome assembly.
AUGAAUAAAAAUGAUCCAAAUCGAAAACCUUUUGGCUUUCCAUAUGAUCCAUAUCCAAUCCAAAGUCAAUUAAUGAAUGCAAUUUAUAAUUCGGCUGAACAGGGAAGUAUUGCUAUUUUUGAAUCUCCUACUGGAACUGGAAAAUCUUUGUCUACAAUAUGCGCGGUAAAUUUUUUUGGGAACCAAUUUUGA